This is a messenger RNA of Aspergillus puulaauensis, 1260 nucleotides long. RefSeq names its product glutamate 5-kinase. The record is from RefSeq and is a predicted model, not a curated record. Gene Ontology annotation, molecular function: RNA binding; ATP binding; glutamate 5-kinase activity. Bases 1 to 1260 code for a protein of 419 amino acids. Gene Ontology annotation, cellular component: cytosol; cytoplasm. The transcript is spliced from 5 exons. Lineage: Eukaryota; Fungi; Ascomycota; Eurotiomycetes; Eurotiales; Aspergillaceae.
AUGGCAACUGAGCGCCUGACCGUCGUCAUCAAAUUAGGCACAAGCUCUAUUGUCGAUGAACAUACUCAUGAGCCUAUCCUUUCGAUUCUUACACUCAUAGUCGAAACAGCUGCCAAACUCCAUCGUGAUGGCCACAAUGUCGUCCUGGUCUCUUCCGGUGCCGUCGGCGUGGGGUUGAGGAGAAUGGAUGUCGAGGAGAGGCCAAAAAAUAUACCUCGCAUACAGGCCUUGGCAGCUGUUGGUCAGUGCCGACUCAUGAGCCUUUGGGAUGGGCUAUUUUCACAUCUUCGGCUUCCGGUUGCCCAAAUACUGCUGACUCGCAAUGACAUCGCAGAUCGCACUCAAUAUGUUAAUGCGCAAAACACUUUUGCACAAUUGUUUGAUAUGGGAGUGAUCCCCAUUGUCAAUGAAAAUGACACACUGGCCGUUUCAGAAAUCAAAUUUGGUGACAAUGAUACAUUGUCAGCUAUCACGGCAGCAAUGGUCAAGGCGGACUACCUCUUUCUGAUGACAGAUGUUGAUUGUCUCUAUACGACAAACCCGCGGACUGAUCCUGAUGCACGACCGAUUGAGGUGGUUUCAGACAUUUCCUCACUAGAAGCAGACGUUUCUUCUGCCGGGUCUGCGCUCGGAACCGGGGGUAUGAGUACGAAAAUUACAGCGGCGAGAUUGGGAACUAGCGCUGGCGUGACGACAAUUAUCACCAAAAGCUCGAAACCGGGAAACAUUCAUGAUGUUGUAAGAUACCUCCAGGAGUUGAAGCAAGCAGUUGCAUCCGAUUCUACAGGCGGGGCGAACACCCCUUCCACACCACAGGCAUCAAGUCCACCUCUCCAUACUCGGUUCCUUCCAUCCGAAACUCCCAUUCAAUCACGUUCAUUCUGGCUGCUUCACGGUUUGACACCUCAUGGUACCCUAUAUAUUGAUCAAGGCGCAUACGCUGCACUCCAGAAAAAGGCAAGUCUCCUCCCCGCAGGAGUCGUCGACGUCGACGGCCAUUUUGGACAGCAGGAAGCGGUUCGGUUAGUGGUCGUGGAGAGAAUAUCCCCUGAUGCUUUAAAUGGCGAUUUCCUUCACCCUGGCCAAGAACCCAAAGAGGUGGGUCGUGCCUUGGUCAACUAUGGUAGUCUCGAAAUAGCUCGGAUCAAGGGCCACAGGAGUACACACAUACAAUCAUUACUAGGGUAUGCGGACAGUGAAUACGUUGCUCUGCGAGAGAACAUCUCGUUCUUUGGAAACGAUGAUCACACACGACGAUGA